This is a messenger RNA of Vicia villosa (hairy vetch), 834 nucleotides long. RefSeq lists its product as uncharacterized. The transcript has 2 exons. Lineage: Eukaryota; Viridiplantae; Streptophyta; Magnoliopsida; Fabales; Fabaceae. The record is from RefSeq and is a predicted model, not a curated record. The coding region runs from base 1 to 834 and encodes 277 amino acids.
AUGGCCACACCAAUGAAGACUGUUAGACGCAACCCCUCUUAUUCUUUCCUGAAUCCGAAUCUGGAUUCCAUUGGGUGUUUAGCAAAGAAGAUUACGCCAGAUGAGACAACCAACUUCAGAAAGGAAUAUGGGUACAUUCUGAGCCUUCUCAAGAUGCCGUUCACCAAGUACGAGCAAGAGGGAGUUCAUACUUUGCUUCAGUUCUAUAAUCCUUCCCUCCGCUGCUUCACGUUCACCGACUACCUCUUGGUUCCUACACUGGAAGAGUAUUCCCUAUUUCUUGGCAUCCCCAUAAAGAAGGAAGUGCCAUACUAUAGCACCAUGAAGGCCCCUGAUUCCAUUGAAAUUGCUAAGGCUCUUUAUUUGAGCAAGUCGGUCGUGGAGGCAAAUCUCACCAAGAAAGGAGGAGGUUUGGGUUUUUGCAUGGAGUUUCUGGUCAAAAGGGGUUGUGAGGCUGCUGAAGCAAAAGAAUGGGACACAUUUAGGGCUAUCUUGGCUCUAAGUAUAUAUGGCAUCGUGUCACAUCUGCCUGAGCGUGGAGCUUUCGUUGAUAGUAGGCACACAUCUAAAUGGGCUGAAAGGAUUAUGGGGCUGAGGGCUAAAGAUAUUGUCUGGUACAAUAGCGCUUUAGAUGACAAGGAAGUUAUUAUGAGUUGCGGAAAGUUCAAAAACGUACCUCUCAUGGGUCUUAGGGGCGGAAUCAACUAUAACCCCGUCUUGGCCAGAAGAACGUUUGGAUAUGCUUUUAUCAGUCCACCUGAGCAAACCGAGAUAGCUGAGAACAUUUUCUAUCAUGUGGUCACCGACAAUGGGCAGAUGGCAGAAGCUGUAUAA